AAAAGGCCAAAAGGCCAAAACCCAAACAAAAUCCAAACCCGCCGAUCAGCUUAUCCCCUUCGCAGGAACUGCGAGCACAGGAGAGAGGAGACAGAGGCGAGGCGCGCCAUUUGGGGGGAGGAGAGGAAAUGGAGCUGACGCCCUCCUCCCGCUCCGUGCUCUCCUCCUGCAACCGGCUGGCCGCUCGAGCUCCGUGCAUGACGGCGCUCGCGGGUGCAAGGAGAAAGGAGAAGGGAGUAGUAUGUAUCUUGAGCGGCGAGGACAAAGACGUGGUACAUAGGAGGAUCCGGAGGCGAUCUGCAUUUUCUUUGCUGCUGGCUUCGCCGGUGCUGUCAGUGGCGUUCUCGGCCUAUGGGAAGAGUAAAACCAUGAACCCUUACGAUGAAAAGCGGCUGCUUCAGCAGAAUAAGAAGAUUCAGGAAGCCAACCGUGCCCCUGAUGAUUUCCCAAAUUUCAUCAGAGAAGGUUUCCAGGUCAAAGUAGUGACAACAGACAACUACAUUACACGGGACUCUGGACUAAUGUAUGAGGACAUUAAAGUUGGUACAGGUGACUCUCCAAAGGAUGGUCAGCAGAUUAUAUUCCAUUAUGUGGGCUACAAUGAAGCAGGACGAAGAAUAGAUAGCACCUAUAUUCAGGGUUCCCCUGCAAAAAUUCGGUUAGGGAAUGGAACUCUAGUUCCAGGUUUUGAAGAAGGCAUACGGGACAUGAAACCAGGUGGUAAGAGAAGAAUUAUAAUACCUCCAGAGCUUGGUCCUCCUGUUGGGCCUUCGACGUUCUUCAGUGCGAAGCAGUUCGAAGUGUUCGAUGUGGAGCUACUGGCGGUGCAGGAUUGCCAGCGGAGGACGAUAGCAUUUUAUUCUGAUGUUGUGUGCAGCUGAGCCUCGGAUCAUCUAGUCUCUCCCGUCUAAACCUAAAGCACAUCGCAGCAGCAUCCUGCACUUUUGGCUGCUGAGUGCUGACAGAAUUUUGCUGCUGGUCUGAGUUGCCGUGCAAUUGUAUUGUGUAUAUAUAGCCAUCUUUUGUUACUACGACGGUAAAGGUUACUGAUGAUUGGCAAUGGUAGUGUAUUAUCCUUGUUCGUUUGGCUGGCUGAUAAGCUUAAGCGAACAAGGCGGUUUUGUCUCGAAUCUCCUGAUGGCGGGAUAUGCGCAUUUGGUGUGUCUUUU
Messenger RNA from Sorghum bicolor (sorghum), 1169 nucleotides. RefSeq names its product peptidyl-prolyl cis-trans isomerase FKBP20-2, chloroplastic. Gene Ontology annotation, molecular function: peptidyl-prolyl cis-trans isomerase activity. The record is from RefSeq and is a predicted model, not a curated record. The coding region runs from base 129 to 881 and encodes 250 amino acids. NCBI's taxonomy places the organism in Eukaryota, Viridiplantae, Streptophyta, Magnoliopsida, Poales, Poaceae. The transcript has 7 exons.